Molecule: messenger RNA, 777 nt
Organism: Humulus lupulus (European hop)
Lineage: Eukaryota; Viridiplantae; Streptophyta; Magnoliopsida; Rosales; Cannabaceae
Exons: 1
Coding region: 1-777 (258 amino acids)
Source: RefSeq, a predicted model, not a curated record
AUGUCUUGGAUCAUUCAUUCGGUCUCACCAGAUAUCAAGAGUAGUAUUAUGUUCUUGAACUCUGCUGCUGCUAUGUGGGUCGAACUAAACAAUCGAUUUAAUCAAGGAAAUGGGCCACGCCUUUUUGAGCUUCGACAAACACUCAUUCGUCUCCAUCAAGGUGAUGAUUCAGUCAGCUUCUAUUUCACCAAACUGAAGGCUAUAUGGGAUGAAAUAAACGAAAUAUGUCCAAGAACUCCUUGCACAUGUGCUGCUGCUGCAGAUAAUCUUGAUUCUCACAAUCAAGAACAGCUUUUACAAUUUCUUACUGGUCUUAAUGAAUCAUAUCAUGCUGUUAGGGCUCAAGUUUUGUUGAUUGACCCAUUACCUUCCUUGUCCAAAGUUUUUUCUAUGAUUAUCUUAGAGGAAAGACAAAGGAAUCUUGGUCCUUCUACAAAUCCAAAUAUUAUUGCUACCUCUACCUCAAAUCACAUACCAGUUCAGUAUUCCCCAACAAACCAGAAUCCUAAUCCCCCUCCCCCAAACCACCUUCCACCCCGUGCUAAGAAACUUCGCCCCACCUGUACCCAUUGCCAAAAACUAGGUCAUCUUAAAGAGAAAUGCUAUUUUCUUCAUGGCUUUCCACCUGGUUAUGGUUCUCAAAGGAAACCAGCCCCUUCUCCACAACUUCAUCAUUCUCAAAAUACCCAUCAUCCCACAGACCUUCUGUUCACCAAGCUUCUGCCUCCCACACGAAUGCCAAUGUCCCCCCCUCUAAUGCCUCCAUUCAAGGAUUAA